AUGAACACAACAGAUGACGACUUAGCCAACCCCACCACCUAGCACGACACUGAAGGUGAUUUUCCCAACUGCACUGAUGUGGGUCUGAAGACUUUGUAUCUCCCCAUUAUGUACAGCAUCAUCUUCCUGGUAGGCUUCCUGGGAAAUGUCAUUGUGAUUUGUGUUUACAGCUUCAAGAUGAGGCCUUGGAAGAGCAGCACUAUCAUCAUGCUGAACCUGGUGCUCACGGAUCUGCUCUACCUCAACAGCCUUCCCUUCCUGAUACACUAUUACACCAGUGGGGACCACUGGGUCUUUGGUGAAUUCAUGUACAAGUGCAUCCACUUUGGUUUCCAGUUCAACUUGUACAGCAGCAUCAUCUUCCUCACCUGUUUCAGCACCUUCCGCUACAUGAUGAUUGUCCACCCUGUGAAGUUCUUCAACAUCCAGAGGAAGCGCUGGACAGCAGUGGCUUGUGCAGCAGUUUGAGUGAUCUUGCUGGCAACUGGCAGCCCCAUCAACUUCUUGAUCUCCUCAAAAGAGAUGCAAAACAGAUCCUUAUGCCUCAGCCUUACCAGCUCUGAAAACCUGGGCACAAUCAGGCAGCAUAACUGGCUGCUGGCCAGCCUGCCUUCCUUCUUCUUGCCCUUUCUGAUGGUGACUCUGUGCUACGCAGUCAUUAUUUGCAUCUUGGUUACUGGGUCCCACAGACGGGCUUGCUACAAACAAAAGGCUCGAAGACUUGCCAUUGUCGUCUUGAUGGUCUUCUGUGUGUGCUUCCUUCCCUUCUGCGUCUUUUGGGUGUCUCGGGUUGAACUACGGUUAUGUCCCAUUAGCUGUCAUGUGGAGAAGCAAAUCCACUCUGCCUGUACCAUGUCUCAACCCCUCGCUGCCCCAACAUGUGGCAACCUGCUACUUUAUGUUGUGAUCAGAGGUAACUUCCAGCAGACCUUCCUCUCUCUUUCAAGGUGUAAGUGGAGCAAAUACAUCCAGCAGCCAGGGAGCAACAAUUACAUGACCAAGUCAGAAAUUGCAUUGUAG
Molecule: messenger RNA, 1020 nt
Organism: Antrostomus carolinensis (chuck-will's-widow)
Lineage: Eukaryota; Metazoa; Chordata; Aves; Caprimulgiformes; Caprimulgidae
Product: 2-oxoglutarate receptor 1-like
Biological process (GO): G protein-coupled receptor signaling pathway
Cellular component (GO): plasma membrane
Molecular function (GO): G protein-coupled receptor activity
Source: RefSeq, a predicted model, not a curated record